Messenger RNA from Penicillium nucicola, 630 nucleotides. RefSeq names its product EKC/KEOPS complex subunit CGI121/TPRKB. The transcript is spliced from 3 exons. Gene Ontology annotation, biological process: telomere maintenance via recombination; tRNA threonylcarbamoyladenosine modification. Lineage: Eukaryota; Fungi; Ascomycota; Eurotiomycetes; Eurotiales; Aspergillaceae. Bases 1 to 630 code for a protein of 209 amino acids. Gene Ontology annotation, cellular component: EKC/KEOPS complex; cytosol; nucleus. The record is from RefSeq and is a predicted model, not a curated record.
AUGGCUUCAGGUUUAGAGACUAUUAAUGUGCCGCAUUUAACGUCUUUGCCGGUUCACGUGGCUCUAUAUCGCGAUGUGCAAAACGCCGCCUUCUUGAAAUCACAGCUUCUUGCUGGCAAUGCCGAGUUCGAAUAUGCUCUCAUUGAUGCAAGCAUGAUUUCGAGUCCUGAUAUUGACACCCUACAUCAGGUUCUUUCCAGGGCACAUGCCACUGCUGCGAUCUUCAGAGCAGCUAAUGAUUAUAUGCACAAUCGACUGAAAUCUCGUAAUGUGCAUUCUGAGAUUGUAUUCUCGUUCAACUCCACCAAUAAUAUUGCCGAGUCAUUCCGCAGAUUUGGCAUUGCCGAUACAACUAAAGAUCUCUUGGUGGUCAAGGUCUCUGUCUCCCCAGAGAUAACACAUGAGUCUGUUGCCGCCCAUCUUAGCGCUACCGUUCAAGGGACUUCUGUUCCUUUCGAUGAUCAGACACUUGCGGAAGUCUCCGAUAUCAACAAAAUCAAGAAAGUCUACAAGCUGGGGGCUUUGCCUUCACCCCCUAAGGCAACAGAUCAAUCCAAUGGCACCAAUGAUGAAUUGAAACAACGUCUUGAAAACGCCCUACUGGCAGCAAUUGCCUUGAGAGGAUCAUGA